Messenger RNA from Xenopus tropicalis (tropical clawed frog), 1874 nucleotides. RefSeq names its product bactericidal permeability increasing protein, gene 4 (gene bpi.4). The record is from RefSeq and is a predicted model, not a curated record. The transcript is spliced from 15 exons. Gene Ontology annotation, biological process: defense response to Gram-negative bacterium; innate immune response. Gene Ontology annotation, molecular function: lipid binding. The coding region runs from base 308 to 1507 and encodes 399 amino acids. Lineage: Eukaryota; Metazoa; Chordata; Amphibia; Anura; Pipidae. Gene Ontology annotation, cellular component: extracellular region.
CAUUCAUGUUUACUUCCUUGUUGGGCUGUCACGCUGCCUUGGCUGCAAGUACAUAUAGAAUGAGCUUUAGGCACACUGAAAACUCUUCUUAUUAGCGUGCGCCACAAGUAUUACACGCCGCAGGCAUGGACUUUGCCUACAGAUUAACCUUUUGGUUUUCCAUGACUGCCUGGGUGGGGGCAGCAGAUGCUGGGAACCCAGGGUUUGUGGUGAGACUCACACAGAAAGGACUGGACUAUGCCCUUCAAGAAGGUAUGAUUGUACUGCAGCAGCAACUAUCCCAGAUCCAACUGCCAGAUUUCUCAGCAUGGCUAUAAGCAGUGUCCAGUUGCCCAGUUUCCAAGUCAGUCCCGUUCCAGAUAUGGGUCUGAAGCUCUCUAUCUCUGGGGCUUUUAUUCAAGUUGAUGGAAGAUGGGAUGUUCGCUAUCAAUUUAUACAUGAAGACGGCAGUUUUAACGUCAAAGUUAUGGGGCUCAGCAUUUCUGUUGGACUCAAACUGGGCAAUGAUGAAUCUGGUAGACCAACAAUUGCCCCAACAGACUGCAGCUGCCAUAUUUCCAAUGUUGAGGUGCACAUGUCUGGAACUAUAGGUUGGUUGGUUGACCUUUUCCAUAACAACGUUGAAUCAGAAUUGAGACAAUCUAUGGAGGACCAGAUCUGCCCAGAGGUUACUCAGUCUAUUACUUCAAAACUGUUACCGCUUCUCCAGACUUUACCAGUGACUGCAAAAAUUGACCAGAUAUCUGCUAUUGAUUACUCUCUGACGGGACCUCCAUCUGUGAUGGCAAAUUGGGUUGAUGUGUCGUUAAAGGGGGAAUUCUUUGAUAUCUCACACCGUACUGCUCCGCCCUUCGCACCCCCGCUGCUGUCUUUGCCUCCAGAACAGGAUCUCAUGGUUUACUUUGCUGUCUCGGAAUACUUGUUCAACACGGCUGGUUUAGUUUAUCAGAGCGCUGGGGCUCUCGUCUUUAAUUUGACUGAUGAUAUGAUCCCUAAGGAAUCCAGCGUACACCUGAACACUUCUUCAUUUGGAUUACUAAUACCCUCGGUUUCCAAGAUGUACCCCAAUAUGCUCAUGAAGCUGGAGAUAUCAGCUGCCUCAGCACCGGCUCUGAAUAUUAACCCAGGGAACCUGACCCUUUCGCCUGUGGGAAACAUCCAGGCUUAUGCCAUUCUGCCCAACUCUUCCCUGGCUCCACUAUUUCUCCUUCAGAUGAAAAUGAAUGCCUUGGCAAAGGUGGCAGUGAAUUCUGGGAAAAUAGUAGGCUCUCUCGAGCUCGGCAAGGUGGAAAUAUCUCUUGUUCACUCUGAUGUCGGACUUUUUUCAGUUUCGGUAAUAAGUAUGGCCGUGAACUAUUAUGUCUCAGCAACCCUUCUUCCCCGUGUUAAUGAGAUCUUAAAGAACGGAUUCCCCCUGCCCUUGAUUGAUCAUAUACAGCUCACUGAUUUUGUGAUUGAAACAUAUGAGCACUACCUCCUGUUUGGGGCAAAUGCACAUUAUGAAUAGGAAAGAAGGACAGUCAAGUUGCUGAAUGGACAUGGGGAAAUGGAAAAUAAAAUAUGAUUUUCACGUACGUGGACUUAAUGACUCUCCUUAACUGGUUUAUGCAUCCUAUGUACUUUAUUAUUUGUGUUUGUUCACUUUGUAAAAAUUCUAGGGUUCUACUUUUAAUUAAUUUGUAGAUGAGGAUAUUGGUAAAUCAAGGUUGAAGCUAAAUGUAGCAUAUCCAUGGUACCCUGCCAUUCUGUACUAUGGCUGUGUGAGGGGGUAAUAUAUUUCCCCUAAUCAAGAAAAGUUAAAGUUCUGUCAUGUGACUGUGUAACAAAGCAGGGAGGUUGCAGCCUAUAAAGAAUAUUAAAGUUAGUAGGCCUGU